This is a messenger RNA of Laccaria bicolor S238N-H82, 1767 nucleotides long. RefSeq lists its product as uncharacterized. The transcript has 10 exons. Lineage: Eukaryota; Fungi; Basidiomycota; Agaricomycetes; Agaricales; Hydnangiaceae. The record is from RefSeq and is a predicted model, not a curated record. The coding region runs from base 1 to 1767 and encodes 588 amino acids.
AUGUCCUCUAACAAACACUGGUCUUGGGGCCAUUUUUUCAGUGAUGGCCAACUUUUUAAAUCCAAUAACUCAUACAAGAAUGCAUGGUGCCUUGCAUGCCUGAAUCACCACAAGGAAGAGCUUCGCCAGUCAGAUAUUCUCAGCACAGCUAUCAGUGGCAUCAGCAGUGGCCGUACAGAUACAGAUCAGGAGUCCCAAACACUCAGAGAUUGUGCCCCAAUGCAUGCCUCUUCCCACUAUUAUGUCAUCAGGUUCUUCUUAUCCAAAUCCUGGCUUGAGCGCCUCAGCUACGCCAUCUGGUUCCCUAAGCCCAAGCCCACUUCUGUUCUUGACCCCAUUGCUGAAUUUAGAGUGGCCAUCAAAAUUCCUGCUUGGAUACCAGGGGCAAUCAUACCUGAUUGUCGAACUUUAUCGGGGCCUAUACUUGAUCGAGAGGCUGCAAAGGUUGAGGAUAAGCUGAAGUUGAAGUUGAAGGAGCAGAAGGCUACUUUUCAAACAGAUGGGUGGAAGAAUAAAGCUAAACAAGCAAUUGUUGCAACAAUGGUUAGUGUGGACUUUGAGCCAUAUCUAAUGCGAACUCAUGAUGUUUCUGCAAACCCAAAGACUGGUGAAGCCCUUCUGGCACUUGUUGUCGAAGACAUCAAGUGGAUUGAAGAAAAGUAUAGUGUCUCAAUCAUUGCUGCAUGUACUGAUGAUGGUGGUGACCCACGCAAAAUGCGACGGUUACUUCUUGCGCUCAUGCCAUGGCUCAUCAUUAUUCUCUGCUGGGCACAUCAAAUCAAUCUUAUUGUUGGUGAUUAUCUAGUUCUCAAGCUUCCCUUUCAGGAUUGUGUUGUGAAGGCUUUGAUAGUGAUCAAGUGGAUGAAUAAUCACAGCCAUGCACUGGGAUUAUUUCGUGUGGAACAGUUCUCCACCUACCAAAUGUUCUGGGCCCUUAUUCUCCCUGUGCUCACUCAAUGGACAACACACUAUCUUUCUCUUCGUGAAACCAUGAUUGCAAGUGUUGGCACCAAAAGUGAAGACCAAGCAAAGGCUAUAGUAGUGCAGGAGAUAAUUGAGGAUUCUGAGUUCUGGUACCACAUCAAGAAAAAGGAUGUGGAUGCAGACUUUCAAGCUGCAUUUAUGGACUACUUCAAUAAGCAUGAAGAAUUCUCUCCAGAAAACAUGGGUCUUGAGGAUUGGAUUGACACAGCCAAAAAGAAAGGUCAGGAAGCAAAUCCAGUUGAGAUCUGGGAAGGAAUUGAUACUGGUGAAGAAACUGGCCGCAACUGCCUCACAAAAUUAGCAAUUCAUAUUCUCAGUAUUGUCGCCAACUCAGCCGGCUGUGAACAUGCAUUUAGCCACAUGGGGCUUGUUCACACAGGCAUCCAUAGCAAAUUAGGGGUUGAGAAGGUCUGCAAGACAACAAUGGUUGGCAUGGAUAUUAAGCACAUGCACCUAGAAGCUGGAUUGCUCCACAAAAGGGGUGAUGAUUUAGAUGAGACUGAUGAAAUUCCUCCCACUAUUAAUGUGCAGGCUCCAAGUGGACACUUGACAAUCACUAUCCCUCCUUUAAACUCGGCAACUCCACCAGCUCGAGCUACUGGGGUGAAGAAAACCUGCAUCCCUCUUGAAAUCCUCUUCAUUUACCCAACCAGCACAGAAUUGCCUUCGGAGGGAAUGAACUCUUUCUGGAGAGGAGGGAUUGAGAAUUUGGAACAAGAGAUGGAGGCUUAUGACAUAUUAAGUGGUUUGAUGGAGGAGAGUUCUGACAGUGGGAACCUUUAA